CGGCAAAAUGGCGUGUCAUUGCAAAUCGCCGAGAAAAGAUUUUUAUCUACGAGAAAAAAACGAUUUUUUCGAACAUUUCGUGGCGGAUCAAUGCGUUAUCAUAAAACAGAAUUACCUCCAAUUCACGACAGGUAUAAAAUACGAUAUAAAAGAAGAAUACAAUUCGCCGGUACCGGUGGAAUGGUAUCCGCACGCCAAUUCCUACUACCCCUUCGCCGAGGACGUCGAUCCCUUGGAAAGGGUGAAUCAUUUAUUGGGCGACAAACCUUCGUACGUAUCUUUGAAUAGUUUUUACGCGGAUAGCGGCGAAUUUAAAGAACCGAUUUAUUCGACGAAAAACGCCCAACAGAAAUAUCUCGAAUCGAAUCCGGCGUCUUUUAUAAUAUUGGGAAAACCCGGUAUCGGCGAGGAAAAUUUGGGAAAACGACUCGCCGAUUAUUGGCAGUGCGUCUAUAUAGAACCAGGAUUACUUAUCGAACAGGAAAUUCGAAGCGAAAGCAGGGCCGGACAAUGCAUAGAAUUCAAUUUGAGAUGCGGCAGAUCGAUCGGAAUCGACGUCAUUUUGAGGUUAGUGGAAAAACGCGUCAAUUCCGAAUCGGCCAAACAUCGAGGUUUCGUCAUAUGCGGAUUACCGGUUAUACCGAAUUCCAUGUACAAAGAAGAUCCGACGUCUUCGGAAUCGGCCGUUUUUACCGCCAAAGAAAUUUUCGACGAAAUAAUCGAUAGUACGUUCGAAUUGGGCGUACCGCCUCCUAGCAGACCCCGAUUAUCGGAAACUGCCAGCAAAAGCGUACGAGGAGAAGGCGGCGAAGUUAUCAUCGAAGGCGAAGGCGAAGGCGAAGGCGGCGGCGGCGUAAUACAACCCCCAAAACAAGCGAUAAUCGCGGAAACGCCGUCGGUCGACGUCGGAGACAAUUACGACGUUUGUCAACCGCCGGAAAUAAGUACCGAUUACGAAGAACAAUUAAAUUUUCUUUUCAACCUUUUCAAACCGCCCUUUUUAAUAAUUUAUCUGAUAUGUAACGCCAAAGACGUUAUCAACAAAAGGGCGAACGAAAAAUUCGAUAUCUAUUCGAAAUUGGACGUCAAUUUAUUACACGAGAAAUCCAACAAAGCGAUUUUCGAUUAUUUCACUAAAAAUAAUACCGUAGAAUUAUUACCGGCGGAUUAUUACGAAACUUUUAUACACGACGACCUCGUCACCGAUAACGAAAUGACGAAUUUGAAACAUCUCGUCGUUUUACCGAAAAAUUUUCCCGUAAACGUCGAAUCCCAAUUGGAUUCGUACCAUUACACGGCGAUGAAUUUCAUCGAACGCCGCAUCAUGACUCACGAUCCGGACUAUUUCGUCAAAUUGGACGGUCGAACUAGUACGAAAAGAAUGUUUUACGUACUAAAAGCCAAAUUGAAUUGUCUACCUUUACAAAAAGUCGUAAUACCGCAACGAAUCGUAACACCGACGACAACCGGAGAAGACAGUCCGCCGAUAAAUUACGUAGACGAAAUGACGUUCGAUGAAUUUUUCAAAAAAUACCGAAAAAUCUCCACUCCCGGUAUUAAUUUCCGAUGGAAUUUAUCCGAUUGGGGGGCCAAAUGUCCCGUAGCGCUCAGAAACGGUAUAAUCAGAGAAGGUAAUAAAGAAUAUUGCGUACAAUUUAUGGAUAAACUAUUUUUUUUAUCGGACCAAGAAGCUUUUUACAAAUUCUAUCGAAAUCCCCGUAAUUAUCUGUUGGAUCCUUACCCGAAACCGACUUGCAAAAUAUUUAUAUUCGGUCCGAAAUGUUCGGGUAAAACUUCGAUAGCGAAUUGUUUGAGUUAUUUAUUGAACGGCACCGUUUUAUCCACCGUUUCGAUGGUGGACGAUUUUAUAGAUCGGCGCGAACAAGAAUUCAAAGAAAAAAUCAAACAGGCCGCGCUAACCGAAGCUCUGGAACUACUGAACGAAACGAGACGCAAAGAAGCCGAAGAGGCCGAAGAAAAACGGAUAAACGAUAUAAAAGAAUGGGUGAAUAACGUUAAAUCUCUAGUAGAAUCAUACGGUAAUUUGAUAAUCGAAAUGCAAAACGAAUCCGAAACAGCCAAAUUGGAAUUAACUUCGUUCCCGAUGGCUAUGGUCAAAUACGAUAUAGCCGAAAUAGAAACCGAAACUACUAUAGCCAUUAAAAAAAUCAAAGAUCAAUUGAUACAAUCGAAUAUACCGGAAGGUAGUUUCGAAAGUAUCCAACAAUUCGUGCAGGAUCGACAAAAAAUGAUAACCGCCAUACCGGACAAUUUAAAAAGGAAAAUCGUCCCGAAACCGGCGACCGUCUACGACGAAUUCGUCGUACAAUACGUAAACGACGCUUUAUCCAAAGCCGUUUACGUACAAGAAACCGUAAAUACCGAAAAUAUAGUCGAUAUAAUUAAAACGGCGAUUAAAGAUAUCGAAGAAAAAUAUUUGGAACAAGGCAAUAACCGAGGCGGUUGGAUAAUAGACGGCAUGUUGAUCGACGCGGAUAUUUUAAAAAAUUUGUACCCCGAUUACAUGGCCGACGAUAUUUUCGUAUUAAAAGACACCGGAGAUUUCGAAUUUUUGAUAAACAGAUACAAAAUUCGAGGCGCCAAUAUAUUUACCGAUUACCGAGAUUUUUUUAUGAGUUUGGGUAAAAUAGACGCCGCUUGGAGAUCCCCGUCGCGAAUAACGUCGACCACUUCGUACAAAUACAAAUUGGGAAAAAGUAUUUUAUCGGAAAUAUUCGACGAUCCCCGAUUAGGCGGUACCGCGACGGCGGCGGGGGAUUUAAUAAGAGAAGAAAAUUACCACGAAGAAUUGUUAAAAUACGAUAUCAAAUUAACGGAAAUCGAAAAUUAUUUCAAAACGAUAAAUAAACCGAUUCUAGAAUUACGAAUAACCGAUAAAAAUUUAACGGAAUUAUUAACGGAAUCGAUUAGAUUAAUAGAAGACGAAUAUAGAGUUAAAGCCGAUUUAUAUACCGACGAAGAUAGAGCCGAAGAAAUAACUUUAUAUAAUAAUAAUAAUAAUAAUCGACAGGAUAAUAAUAAUAAUAAUUUAAUCGAAGAUUUAAUAUCGGACGAUUUGAUCGAAUCGAAUCGCCGAUACGGCGACACUUUACAUUAUUGUCCGGUAACUUAUCACGAAAAUUGGGUAAUUUGGAAAGGUAAACGAGAUUUAUCGAUCAAAUUCGACGAUCGGAUUUAUUAUUUAAGCACCGAACAAGAUAUGAAUAAAUUCCUAUUAAAUCCUCGACGAUAUAUAACGAAUAAACCGCCUAAAGAAUUACCGCCACCGAGAAUUUGUAUAAUAGGCAUAUCGGGUAUAGGUAAAACCGAUUUAUCGCGAGCCCUAUCCUUCAAUUACGGUAUUUUUUACGUAAGUUACGAAAAUUUAUUAAAAAAUUAUUUCAAUAUAAACACCGACGAAACUUUGGAGGAAUUAAAAAGGAAUAUAAACACCGACGAAAUUCUACGGGAUUAUUUAACGGGAAACGGCGUUUUACCGAUCGAUUUUUAUCGCGCCAAUAUUUUCAAACUUUGGUUCGAAUACCCCAUCAAAGAAUUGGGUUUCGUCAUAGACGAUUUUCCGAAACGAACCGCCGAUAUAAACAUCAUGAUCGAAUAUAAAUUGAUACCGGAUGCGAUAAUCAGAUUGUCGUGCGACGCGGAUCUGGUUAAGAACAAAUUGUUGCGGGACCGAUUGGAGGAAUGGCGGAAAACGGUCGAAGAAAAAAAAUUGUUGUGGGAAGAAACGAAUAAAGGAGUUUUGCAGGAUUACGAACGACGCAGAGAAAAUAGAUUUCGAGAAAUGAUAGAGGCGAGAAGGGAGGAGAGGUACGCCGAAAAAAGGAGAUCGAAAUCGGAAAAUUUCGAGGAAAAUUCCAGUUUGUCUCAAGUGAGUUUCGAUUCGAUAGCCGAGCAAAAAGAUAUCGACGAGAUAAAUAGGAUUUUGGACGCGGAAUCGCCGGACGUAGCGCCCGAACCGACGGAAAAUUUCGAGGAAAUUAAAUCGUCGUACGAAGAUCGAAUAAACCGACACGUCGAUCAAGAAAUGGAUUAUUUGAAAGACGUGCAAUACAUUUGCGAUUAUAAUUUGAUACCUUUCACGAAUCUCCCGAUAUAUUUGGAGGAUUACGCCAAAAACGAAAGGAGCGUCUAUUAUCACACGGAAUAUAUCAAAUUUAGGAAUCAAUCGUUUUUCGAAAGGUGUUACGACGUUUCCACACAAGUCGCCGAUCGAUUAUUGAAUUGCGGUUAUUAUUUCCUUAGUAAAUUCGGAAAAAUUUGCCCGGUGCAGUAUCACGAAAAUCAAAAUCCCUUCCUAAUGUAUCGAUAUUCGGAAUUGAACAACGACGUUUUUCCAAUUAUACACAGGAGCUACAUCUACUUCAUUGUCGGUAAAGCAAACGUAGAGAAAUUCAAAAAACACCCUCUCAAAUAUAUCGACGUGGAAAACAUCAAUUUCCCCCUAAUACCGAUGAGAAUAGCCGUAUCGGGUCCCCCCAAAUGCGGAAAAACUAUAUUGGCCAGAAGAAUUCAAAGAGAAUACGGCAUGAAAAUCGUAUCUAGAGGACAAGCGAUAAGAUUCGUUCUGACGAUUUUACCUUUUUCGAAUUUGGCUACCAAUUUGGAAACCAUAUUGAGAAGAGGCUGGGAACCCACAGAUGAAAUGGUGGUUAGGUGCGUCGAAGCCGCCACAAUCGAUCCAUGGGGCGUUACUCAAGGUAUAAUAUUCGACGGAUUUCCUAAUACAAUUUCCGAAGUUAGACAUUUGUCGUACGCCGGUUUAGUACCUCAAUUAGUGAUCGAUCUACAAGCGACGAAACGACAAAUGUUCGAAUGUUUAGGAAACGAUACGGGACGAAGAGGUUUCCCCAGAUAUAGUAUACGUUUCGUUAAUCAUUUAUACAAAGGUUACAAAGAAAAUACGGAAACGUUCAAACCUUGGUUCGAUAGAGAAUACCAAGUAACGACGAAAAUUUCGAUAGAUACUUGCAAUUGGUCGGUUUGGUCGCAAGCCAACAAAGUUAUAACGUCGGUUUUAUUCGAAAUCAAACAUUAUUUCACGCACUGCCACCAAGAUUGGCCGUUGAGGUUAUGUAACAUGCAAGUAACUCCCCUGGAGUUUUUGGAAAGGCAAAGUUCGUACAAAACUUUUUGUCCUUGUUGUUUGCACUUCAGUAAUAUGCUUACGAGCGGCGGCGACGUUCCCGAUAGAACCGGUUUGGUGCAAUGGAGACAAUUUUACUAUUGGUUAUGCCCCGAGCACGUGGAAACGUUUCUAAAAACUCCCGAAGCUUUUUUACCUCCGUACGGAGCUAACGCGUUACCUCUUUACUUACCGACGAGUUUACACCUCAAGUUAUUCCCGUCGAAUCUAUUCGAAGACGGUACGUGCGUCGUUUGUUACAAAAACAAAACCGUUAUCGUGAAAGGGGUGUUGAAAUACGCGGUCGGUUACAAUAACAAAACUUAUUUGUUCGAUAGCCAAGAAUGCUUGGAGGAAUUCAUGAAAAGACCGACGCAUUAUUCGUUCGAUAUCAGAUUCAAACCGCCGGAGAAUUAUCCUAGUUUGGAGUACGGCGAACUUCCCAUAUUGGGAAUGCUCGAGCAGUACGUCGCCAAGGACCUGAUUACCGCCGUUAAAUAUAUAUCGAGGAGGAGACCGGUCGUACCGGGUCUGAGCGUUUCUACGUCGGCCGCUAUCGGUAUAGGAUUGUAUUUGAAAGUUUACAAUAAAUAUAUUUCGGAAGAAUACAAAAUUAGGUAUUUGGAAGGGGAUUCGUUGUUCCGUGCUAGAAGGAAGAAGUUGUUGGAUUAUUUGUAUAAGAUGAAACACACCGUCAAUCCUUAUCUAAAUUACCAAGAACCUCUACCGAAAUUUCAAAUGUUGGAAAGCGACGCGUCGGCGUCGUCUUCUUGCAGCGAUAAAUCCGCUAUAUUAUAAAAUUUACGGUUUAGAUGAUAAAAUUAAAUCUAUUAACGAUUAAA
Diorhabda carinulata is the source of this 5985-nucleotide messenger RNA. Its product is annotated as adenylate kinase 9-like. Gene Ontology annotation, molecular function: ATP binding; UMP kinase activity. Gene Ontology annotation, cellular component: cytoplasm; nucleus. NCBI's taxonomy places the organism in Eukaryota, Metazoa, Arthropoda, Insecta, Coleoptera, Chrysomelidae. Gene Ontology annotation, biological process: CDP biosynthetic process; UDP biosynthetic process. The transcript has 3 exons. The coding region runs from base 8 to 5941 and encodes 1977 amino acids. The record is from RefSeq and is a predicted model, not a curated record.